GGGGCGUUGCCGGUAAGAGUUGAGGGUUUCCUUUUCCAUCCGUUGGAACGAAGCUUCUUCUGUUAUUUUUUCAAACCUAACAUUCCCUUCUCCGCUGCUCGUUCAUCUCCGGCGAGCCGUCGCAAUGCCUUAGGGCAAUGGUUUUACCCUCGAUGGUUCAAAAAACAACAGAAAAGUUCACUGAUCAGAGACUACUCAGCAGCAGAUUUGUCACAACUGCUUCAGACAACCAUUAUCCCUUGUCCACAAACAGAAUGUCUCUGACAGAAUUACCAAAUGAAUCAGAAAGCAUCAUGGAAUCACCAGCAAGCUCUGCACAGCCUAAAGAACCACAAAACAAUUCAGAUUCGGCAAACUUAGUUGGCAACAAGAGGCAACAAUCUCUGGCUACUAAUAGCUCGACCGGUCAUCUUGUUUAUGUUCGUAGAAAGCUCGAAACUGAGCAUGGAAAGACAAAUAUCUCUUCGAACGGCGACAUGGCGUGCUCAUUGGGGCUGAGGAAAUUUGGCGUUGAGGUUUCCGCAAAAACUGAGAUGCAACAGGAGCAGAGUGUGAGGCUAGAAGAUCAGAAAAAUGGAGCUGAAGAAGGUCCAAGGCUUGCUGAAACCAAGGAAGAGAUCAGUAGCUAUUGGACUGAGAGAUUUAAUUGCCUUCAGGACCAUCUGAAGUACUUGGAUGAGUCAGGUUCAAAGGAUUAUGCAGAGA
Phalaenopsis equestris is the source of this 705-nucleotide messenger RNA. RefSeq lists its product as uncharacterized. The record is from RefSeq and is a predicted model, not a curated record. NCBI's taxonomy places the organism in Eukaryota, Viridiplantae, Streptophyta, Magnoliopsida, Asparagales, Orchidaceae.